AUGAAUUUUCAACGUCGCUGUAGAGAUUGCGUGGCGCAGAAUCAAGUCUCGCAGGCCAUGGACGGAUCCAUGUCGCAGGAAGUGACCAACCACUUGUUCCAGGACUCAGGCAAGAACUGGGGACUCGAUCUGGCCGCGCUCAACAUGCAACGCGGCAGAGAUCACGGCAUUCCGUCCUACAACGCCUUCAGAGAACGCUGCGGAUUGAAGAAGGCCGACAGCUGGAGGGACUUGGCCGACGCCUUCACCAACGACACGCUGAAACAUUUCACUUCGAUUAACGACUCGCCGGACGACAUCGACUUGUGGACGGCCGGAGUGUCGGAGCGUCCCCUGACUGGCAGCAUGGUCGUACCCGUUUUCGGAUGCAUCAUCGGCGAAUCCUUUCGAGAUUUGAGGGCCGGCGAUUGA
This is a messenger RNA of Daphnia pulex (common water flea), 411 nucleotides long. Its product is annotated as thyroid peroxidase-like. The coding region runs from base 1 to 411 and encodes 136 amino acids. NCBI's taxonomy places the organism in Eukaryota, Metazoa, Arthropoda, Branchiopoda, Diplostraca, Daphniidae. Gene Ontology annotation, biological process: response to oxidative stress. Gene Ontology annotation, molecular function: heme binding; peroxidase activity. The transcript has 2 exons. The record is from RefSeq and is a predicted model, not a curated record.